Messenger RNA from Condylura cristata (star-nosed mole), 2700 nucleotides. RefSeq names its product GEN1 Holliday junction 5' flap endonuclease (gene GEN1). Lineage: Eukaryota; Metazoa; Chordata; Mammalia; Eulipotyphla; Talpidae. Gene Ontology annotation, molecular function: four-way junction DNA binding; 5'-flap endonuclease activity. Bases 1 to 2700 code for a protein of 899 amino acids. The transcript has 13 exons. The record is from RefSeq and is a predicted model, not a curated record.
AUGGGAGUGAAUGACUUGUGGCAAAUUUUGGAGCCCGUUAAGCAGCAUGUCCACUUGUGUGGUCUUGCCGGGAAAACCAUUGCAGUUGAUCUGAGUCUCUGGGUUUGUGAAGCACAGACAGUCAAGAAAAUGAUUGGAACAGUUGUGAAACCCCACCUCAGGAACUUAUUUUUUCGUAUCUCAUAUUUAACACUUAUGGGUGUAAAAUUGGUGUUUGUUAUGGAAGGGGAACCCCCAAAGCUAAAAGCUGAUGUCAUAAACAAGAGGAAUCAGAUGAGAUAUGGGUCUUCUGGAAAAACAUGGUCUCAGAAAACAGGGAGAUCACAUUUUAAAGCAAUCUUAAGAGAGUGUCUUGAGCUGCUGGAAUGCCUAGGAAUUCCCUGGGUGCAGGCUGCUGGGGAGGCGGAGGCCAUGUGUGCGUACCUCAAUGCUGGUGGUCACGUGGACGGCUGCCUUACCAAUGACGGAGAUGCUUUCCUUUAUGGGGCCCAGACUGUUUACAGGAAUUUCACUAUGAAUACCAAGGACCCACAUGUUGACUGUUACACGAUGACGUCUAUCAGGAAUAAACUUGGUUUGGAUAGAGAUGCUCUUGUGGGGCUGGCUGUACUACUGGGCUGUGACUACCUUCCAAAGGGAGUCCCUGGAGUUGGAAAAGAGCAGGCGUUAAAACUUAUACAAAUUUUGAAAGGGCAAAGUUUACUUCAGAGGUUUAAUCAGUGGAAUGAAAAAUCUUGUUCCUCUAAUCCACAACCACUAGUUGUUAAAAAACCAGCUCAUUGCUCUGUGUGUUCCCAUCCAGGGUCACUUAAGGAUCAUGAACGAAAUGGAUGCAAACUGUGUGAAAGCGAGCGAUACUGUGAGCCACAUGACUAUGAGUACCGCUGCUCCUGUGAGUGGCACCAGUCUGGGCGCGACGGGCAGCUGCAUGCCAUAGAGGACAGUGUUAGGACAAAAGCUUGCAGUUGUGAAGGAUUCCCAUUCCAUGAGGUUAUUCAAGAAUUUCUCUUGAACAAGGAUAAGUUGUUGAAGGUAAUCAGGUACCAAAGACCUGAUUUAUUACUGUUUCAGAGAUUUACUCUUGAAAAAAUGGAGUGGCCCAAUCCCUAUGCAUGUGAAAAAUUGUUGGUACUUUUGACCCACUAUGACAUGAUAGAAAGAAAACUUGGUAGAAGAAACUCUAGUCAACUGCGGCCAAUUCGGAUCAUUAAAACCCGAAUCAGAAAUGGUGUUCAUUGCUUUGAAAUAGAAUGGGAAAAGCCUGAACACUAUGCUACAGAAGAGAAACACGAGGGGCUGGUUGUACAAACAAUAGAAGAAGAAUCACUGUUUGAGGCAGCUUAUCCCGAGGUUGUUGCUAUAUACAAAAAGCAGAAGUUAGAAAUUAAAAAAGAGAAGAAACAAAAAGUUAAACCUAAAGAAAACAGUGUUCCAGAACCAGACUAUAUGAUGAAUUUUCAGUCACGCCUGGGUUUAAAGCCUUCCUGUGGGAUCAUUUCUAAUCAGAAUUCCAAUUUAAAUUUGGAGGUUUCUGAUUCAUUGCCCCUGGGACCUGUUUCUUUGCCACUGAAUAAUUUGCUCUCACCUGAAGACACUCCCUGCUUGAAUCCACAAGAACAAUUAAAGUCUUCCCUCAAACCUUUUGCCCUGCAACAAGUUAAGAACAGGUGUAAGUAUCUAAGUUCAGAUUCUGAACAACCGAAUACUUCCACCUGUAAUGUAUCGGCAGUUGCUGACUUACACUUGAGCACCAUUGACUGGGAAGGUACUUCUUUUAGUAAUUCUCCAGUUAUUCCAAGGAACACUUUCUCUCCUGGUUUAAAAUCAGAACUUGAAACAGCCAUCUCGGAGGGCUUUAAAAAUAACUCAGAACUAUUGUCAUCUGAAUCAAAACUGAGCAGAACACACAGCGAUGAAGUAGUGCAGUGGACUCUUCAAAAGACUGAUCCCGAAGAGCAUCUCCUUUCUGGCAUUACUGACUUACAUCUUCAGGACUUACCGUUAAAGGAACGAGUCCAUAUCAAAUCAUCUCAUGUUCAGGAUUAUGUUCAGUCAAAUGCCAACAUGAAAGCUCUGUCCCUACUCAAAGUAAAAGAACCUUGCACUACUUCCAGCUGUUCUGAUAGUCAUCUUUCAAAAGCUCUUCUAGGAACUCACUUGCAAAAAGAAUCUAGAAACUCAAACGUUCUCAAAGGUGACCAGCUAUUUCAAGAAAAGUAUAACGUGAAUACUUCUAUACCUUAUUCUGUCGAUAACCCAAUAGUGGAAACCUCCCAUGAUAGAUUUGAACCAGCAAGUACUGCUUUAGAUCACAGUAGAGAAAUUGGCAUGCCAACUGCUCAGAAAAGCGUCACAAAGGAGAGUGUUUGCCUCGACAGGCAGUCUUCUGAUGAAGAAAGUAUCCCAGUGUUUGGGAAAACUAAGUACAAGACUCAAAAAAUGAAGCAGAGUUCUCAGAAGCAUAACCUAGCCAGGUUCAAAAGCAGUAAUGGCAACAAAUUGAAUUGUCCUAAGAUACCUAUCAAAGAUGCUGAACAGUGUGUCCAGGCUUACAGAACAUCUGAAGAUCCAAAUGGUUUCCCAGAAGCAUCAAAACCAUCCUUAAGUUCUCUACAGUGUCAUAAGGAAAAAUAUGAUACGUGUUUAGAUAGUCCUCUUCCUUUAUGUCAGAGACUAAAACUGAAGUUCCUAAACACUUGA